Oncorhynchus nerka (sockeye salmon) is the source of this 4638-nucleotide messenger RNA. Its product is annotated as MAGUK p55 subfamily member 7-like. The record is from RefSeq and is a predicted model, not a curated record. Gene Ontology annotation, cellular component: plasma membrane; cell-cell junction. NCBI's taxonomy places the organism in Eukaryota, Metazoa, Chordata, Actinopteri, Salmoniformes, Salmonidae. Bases 459 to 2192 code for a protein of 577 amino acids. Gene Ontology annotation, molecular function: protein binding. The transcript is spliced from 18 exons. Gene Ontology annotation, biological process: protein localization to adherens junction.
AGUAAAAGGAUGAGUUUGAGAUAUUGAAAAAGCCAGAAAUGUCUCCGUCUAGAAUUGAAAUAUCUAGCUAGUAAGGCUGACUGCAAAGGAGUUUCUACCCCGAAGUGAUCUGGCGAAGAGCAAACUGUGAGCAAAUUUGCACUAAUGCAACGAAGCUUGAGCUCUAUAAGGCGGUAGAGGGAAGUGAAGGGGUGGAGCUUUAUGAGCUUUCUGGAACACUAACUGAAGGAACCAGAGUAACAGGUCUGAUUAGGGAACACCGGAUGCCCAUGGCAUGAUGCCUGGAAAGAGACAGCUUAGACUGGGAGUGAGGAGUUAGACAGAGGAGAGGACAGGAGUGGAGAGGAGUGACCAGAACCCUACACUCUACCCUACCCCUACCGGCUGCUGCAGUGUGGCUGUGCAUUGCGGUGCCACUCUCAAACCCCACUGUGAUAUUCCUCAGCCAGGCAGGAACCAUGCCAGCCCUGGCCACCGGAUCUGGAAAUGACUCAGAUCUGUAUGAGCUGCUGUCUGCCCUGCCCUCCCAGCUCCAGCCCCAUGUUGACAGCCCGGACGACAGCACCUUUAUACACGACAUGUUCGGAGAGAGGAGCCUCCACUCGCUGGUCAAGAUCCACGAGAGGCUGCAGCACUAUGAGCAUCGUAGUCCUGCCCCCGUCAUGGACAGCGCAGGGUCCCUAGCCACUGACCUGUCUGAGGAACUGCAGGUUAAAGGUGGCAGUGGAGGAAUCGGAGAGCUGCUAAAACUACUGGCUAAACCCCACGUCAAGAGUCUUCUGUCCGUCCAUGACACGGUAGCCCAGAAGAGUUAUGACCCCGAUCUGCCUCCGUUGCCCGAUGACAUCGAUGAUGACGAGGAGUCAGUGAAGAUCAUACGACUGGUCAAGAACAAGGAGCCUCUCGGAGCCACAAUAAAGUGUGAUGAGCACACAGGAGCCAUCCUUGUUGCCAGGAUCAUGAGAGGUGGCGCUGCAGACAGAAGUGGUCUGAUCCGUGUAGGCGACGAGCUGAGGGAAGUGAACGGGAUUCCUGUGGAUGACAAGAAGCCUGAUGAAAUCCUCCGCAUUCUGGCCCAGUCUCAAGGGGCCAUUACGUUUAAAAUAAUACCAGGUAUCAAAGAGGAGGCGCCGAGCAAGGAGCCCAAGAUGUUUGUGAAGACACUGUUUGACUACGAACCAGCGGAGGACAAAGUCAUCCCGUGUAAGGAGGCGGGUCUGACCUUCAAGAGGGGAGAUAUCCUUCAGAUCAUGAGCCAGGAUGAUGCAACCUGGUGGCAGGCCAAACAAGACAGCCAUGCCAACCCCCGCGCCGGCCUCAUACCCUCCAAAGAGUUCCAGGAGAGAAGAGUUGCACUGCGUCAGCCCGCCGCCCAUGUUUUUCAGGCCCAGAAGAUCUCCAACAGAAGAUCAUCUGGUUUUCGCCGGAGCUUCCGCCUCAGCAGGCGAGACAAGAAGACCAACAAAUCCAUGUAUGAGUGUAAGAAGAGUGAGCAGUACGACAUGGCUGACGUGCCCACGUACGAGGAGGUGACUCCCCACUGCAGGCAGAGUGGGGCCAAGCAUAGGCUUGUGGUCCUCGUCGGUCCCGCGGGGGUAGGUCUAAAUGAGCUGAAGAGGAAGCUGCUGAUCUCUGACCCCCGACACUUCAGCGUUACCGUGCCACACACCAGCCGGCCGAAGAGGAACCAGGAGAUUGACGGGGUGGAGUAUCACUUCAUCUCCAAAAAUAUAUUUGAGACGGACAUCAAAAACAACAAAUUCGUAGAGCAUGGUGAGUAUAACGGGAACUACUAUGGGACCAGUCUGGACUCUGUGCAUUCUGUCCUGUCCAAGAACAAGGUGUGCCUGCUGGACGUUCAGCCUCAUAUGAUAAAGCACUUGAGGACGGCAGAGUUGAAACCCUACGUGGUGUUUGUGAAGCCGCCGCCCAUCGAGCGCCUGCGGGAGACCAGAAGGAACGCUAAGGUCAUCUCAGGCAAGGACGACAAGGGAUCCGCCACGCCAUUCUCGGAGGAGGACUUCCUGGAAAUGGUGAGCACCGGCCAGCAGAUGGAGAGCCAAUACGGCCACUUGUUUGAGAAGGUGAUCGUCAACGACGACCUGACAGCAGCAUUCAGUGAACUGAAUGGGGCUCUGAAGAAGAUGGAGACAGAUACUCACUGGAUACCCAUCAGAUGGACUCACUCCUGAGAACCACGGAGAGAGAGAGACUUUUUGAGAAAGAAUAUUAAAAAGGGAAGGACUUUUUAACAAAGUUGUUAGUAUAUUUAUAUAUUUUACCCUUAUUUCUGCCAUGUGUGUGGUGGGCGUUGUUGGAUAGCAGUGAACUGACUUUAAAUAUUGCACUACCCACAGGGCUCUGGUCAAGGUACUAUGUAGGAAAUAUGGUGCCAUUUUGGGACGAAGCCUGUAUCUCUCUCUGGGUCUUCCACUGGGCCCUGUCCAGCUCAGUCAACAGUCAAUGCACUGGACAUCUUGAGGGUGGGGCUGGUCUGAUCUGGUUUUAGACCGCUGCUUUGUCUUCAGAUCGCUUUCACUGUGACUGCCAAUCAGUGCUGUGCCAGUACGUACUGUAACUACGAGCUUCUUCCUUAGUGUGUUUUUAACAUUAGUUUAUAGAAAACAAAGGGAUUUGUAUUUUUCUGUUUCUGGAUUGACAGUGGGCGGUGUUUACAUGUACAUUUCUGUAUGUUACUGCAAAGCCUCAAGAAGAGAAUAAUGGGGAAAGAGAUACAAAUAAACAUUUAGCCUUCAAGUCUUAAACUCCGCUUCGUUCCAAAAGUUCACCCUUUUCUCUAUGUAGUGCACUACUUUUGACCAAGGCCCAUAGCAAUCUGGUCAAAAAUAGUCCACUAUAUAGGGGUAGGUUGCCAUUUCUCAUGCACCUUCAAACUCCGGUAAACUAUGCCCUUGCCGUUUUUAACGCUUCCAUAGACUGUUAUGCCAAGAUGGCAAAGCAAAAUGGUACAGUACACUCAUCGAAGGGCAACAACAGGUGUCAUUUUAUUUCAGAGAAAUUAAUAUAUUUUCAUAUUUUCCUGCUAUUUUACAUACCUUUUUAUAUAUGACAUAUUUCUAACAUAUUUUAUAAAGAAGCACCAUGAUACUGUCACUGUAUAACCUGAGGUGAUUCCUGACGUUACUUUGAUGUUGGAAGCCUUCUUUCAAGGCAUCAGACAGUGUCUUGUCGUCGUACCUCAAGUUCCCGUGCCCUACUUUACACAGAGUGCGUUCUAAACGGCACCCUUAUUCCCUAUAUAGGGAUUUAGGACAACGCCUCUGUGUUUUAUACUUUUUUUUUAUUUAGGAGCUAUUUAAAAAAAGAUAUUUAGACCCUACUUUGAAUACUUUACUCAUGACGGUGACCAGGCAGCAAAACAAUUUGCCAAUUAAACUACCAGACAUUGGCUUGUCAUUUGUAAGUAAAAUGUUCUCAAUCUAGUAUAAUUAGGGUGGAGUGGAGUUAGCCUUAAUGUAUUCUCAUAAAACAGGCCUAAAACAAGGAACCUUACAGAGGGCUCCAUAGCGCUAAUAGAUUUACAACAGACCGAAGAAAAAAAAGUAGCUGCUUCUAACUUAACAAGGUUCAGGUUAUAUAGAGAAAGGUUAGAGUUGCUAGUCCUCCACACCUCUCUUUCAAUUUCCCUCCUGUCUGUCUGUCUGUCUGUCUAUCCCUCUACCCUUUCCCUGCUAUUCAGUUUCUGUAUCCCAACGGUUAGACUAUAAAGUGUAUGUUGGAUUGUUUGAUGAGAUCAUUUCUGGAGCUAACUUUCCCCAAAUUGUAUGGACAGUUACCAGAAUUUUGCAACCCUAAUCAUGUCUGACCCUACACAAAUGGAAGGUUAAUUCGGCUUCCUCUCAACAUUUCAUACAGUUCCUCCUGUAUAGGGUAGCAAUUAUUUAUAUUUUUUUCAUUCCUUGGUUUUCCAGGAUUCCUGGUUGGAAUAUUCCUGGAAUCAGGGGGGAAUUACCAGGAGAUCCUCGAAUCCUUACCAGAAUUCUCCAACCCUACUCCUGUAGUCUGGGUUUAGGCCCUGCUGGGUGCAGUGACCUCACGAGCAGUGACCUCAUGUUCUCUCUCUUCCCAAGUUUUCACACUUACACCACCAACCAUAGGUGUUAGUUAGUUAGCUCCGUUUCCAGCUAAGGUCAUGAAGAGGCACCACAGCUAUCUCUGUCUGGUGUCUGUUUUCUCUUUUAAAGCUGUUCUCUCUCUCUCUCUCUGUCUGGUGUCUGUUUUCUAUUUUAAAGCUGUUCUCUCUCUCUCUCUCUCUUUUUUCUUUUAUCCCUUUAUUUUUAUUGAUCAAAACAUGUCUUUAUAUCACAGGUGCGCCUGUUUAUUUUCUUUCUGAUUAUCAAGCUUAUUUAAAAGGAUAUUUUUGUUUCAGGUUAAGCCACUAGAAUACCAUGUUUAUCUACACUUCCGGGUUAACCCUUAAGUUUUCCCAUCAUUUUAUUACAUGUUCAUGUUAUGUUAGGUUCAUAAUUACCCUCUAGCCAUCCAUAUCAUUUAUCGGAUUCAGAAGUUCAGUCUGUGAGGGUAUUUUUCUUCAGACUGAAUAUGAAAUACUUUAUUUGGCAAGUUGUAAGAGUUUUCUUUUUAUUUGUACAUUUUAUAUUAAAAUAUUCAACCAAA